Hordeum vulgare subsp. vulgare (domesticated barley) is the source of this 1053-nucleotide messenger RNA. RefSeq lists its product as uncharacterized. Lineage: Eukaryota; Viridiplantae; Streptophyta; Magnoliopsida; Poales; Poaceae. The transcript has a single exon. Bases 81 to 887 code for a protein of 268 amino acids. The record is from RefSeq and is a predicted model, not a curated record.
UCCUCUCUCUUUCUCUCUCACACACAGAACCACGGCUGUAUCCAUCACGAUCACGAUUCCUUGCCUACGCGCGCCUCCUCAUGGCGGCUGCCACCGGAACCAACAAGGAGCAGCAGCAUCCACACCCAGCUCCACCACCGGGGGCAAAGGUGGUGGAUCCCAAGUUCGACUGGACGGAGAAGGCCGGCAGCUACGUGCUCCGCCUCACCCUCCAGGGCUUCCGGAAGGACGACUUCCGGGUGCAGGUCGACGGCGCCGGCAGGCUCACCCUGCGCGGCAGCAGGCCGGGCGCCUCCCUCCACAAGGUCUUCCAGCUGCCCUCCGCCGCCAGCCUCGACGACAUCGCCGGCCGCUUCGAGGCCGGUGUGCUCACGCUCACCAUGCCCAAGCGUGCCGGUGUGCCAGAGGAGGAGGGUGCGCCGAUAGAGCAGGUCGACGGCGACGUGAAGACGGGAGACGCCGGCGGUGAGGAGAUUAGAACGAAGCCCAAGGAAGAGCAGCAGAAGCCGAAGAAGGAGAAGGAACUGAAGCCCAAGUCUCCCCAGGCGGCAGCAGCUACGCAGACACCGCAGAAGCAAUCACCGAAUCCAACCUCCAGCGACAAGGCCAUGGCCGUGGUUGACCGGGAGUGCCUGGCAGAGAGGGCGAGGCGGCGCGGCGAGGAAGAGACGGCCAUGGAAGCUAGAGCGGAGCAGGAGAAGAAGGCGGCGGCCACGGCGUGCAACGGCUGGAAAGAGCGCGUGACGGAAGGCCUGGGGCAGCUGACGGACCUGAAGUGGGCGGAGGGCGCAAUGGACAUGGCGAGGAAGAACAAGGAGGUGGUGGCCGUCGGCAUCGCCGCCUUCACACUCGGCUUCUUCGUCUCCCACAGGCUCUUCAAGAAGUGACUAGCUAUCAAGCUAUGGAGAAUCACUAUGUCACAUACACGGACGGUAGGUAAUAUGUAAUGGCUAGUGUUGCGUGGUUAAAAUGUACUCGAAUUAUCCCGGAUGGGGUAAACUCUACCUCUAUUGCUCUCGUUCCAAAAAUUCCUAAUCAUGUUAAGAUCUCUAA